AUGGUAUCAUGGCUCGGCGACAAGGGCCAACCUGCCAAGAGUGCAGAGGUACGCAUCCUUUCUUCAACUUCCCUGGGAGAGAUUUGCCAUUACGGCAGUGACGAUGCUGACAAUGCCCUGGCACCUGAUAGUCCGCAAAAUCAGCUGCAGCCAAGACUGGCCGACAUGCUCCAACUGUUCUCUGAGAGGCAGGACAUGCCGUCGAGAGAGAUUUCCGCUUUCAUGGCCCAAGGCGCACGACAAGCGACGCCACGUGGGCUUUGGGAUAAGGCUGUGUUUAGUCGCAAGUCGAGCCCUUACGAGGGUAUGAGGCAGUUACCGGAGCCAGCCAAGCCAUGGGACGAAGGCGAAUUGCUAGACUACUUCUACUGCGUUUCCUUCCACGGGUUACCUCGGCUGGAUCCCUCUCGAGGAAGUGUCCGCGACAUGAUGCUACGCCUUGCCCUACACGACGAUUCGGUCUCCUCACGGGCCGUCAAAUACGCCAUGUUAUUCAUGUCUGCCGUCCAUCGCUACGGAGACAUCGCGAGGGCCGCAAAAUACAAGCAGUCCGCACUUCGAGAGUUGAGGCACGCAUCUCUAGUCGACGAUGUUGACCAUCUGCAAGCCCAACAGCAUAUCGCUGCGAAUUUGAUGCUUUGCCGUGCCGAAAUGGCUCUGUCGUCUCAUGAUCGCUCGGGCUGGAGCACUCACAUCGCAGGCACCAAAAUGAUCGUUGCAUGCCUGCCGAGUCAUGGACUGGAACUUUUGACCAGCAAUGCAGAGGGCGCAAUUCUGUACCAGUGUCUCGAGUACCACGACGUUGUCUCACGAUUCGCUCUCCAACACUAUAAAAAGCGUGAUCGUGAUGGCUCAAUAGGCCCCAGAAGCAAGUGCCCACUAGGUGAACUUGCCUUCCAGCCUCUACCAGACUCGGAAUGUCUGGUUCCUGAUAUCAAGAUGCUUGACCAGGUGCUCGACUUACUUCACAGAGUCAAUCAAAUCCGAGCUCAUGAAGAGGCAAUCGCUCAGCUGGUAAAACUAAACGAAGCAUUCGAAAGGACUUCCCUGGAUUCAAGAAUGCCACCAGAGGCCUACGGUAUCUGGAUCGAAGAAGAACCUUUCUGGGGCGAAAAUACACUAUCAGACGACUCCAACCAAGCAACCAUAGACAAUUCAAGGUCCACCUUGUUCCAAGCGGCGACUCGAAUCUUCUUCGAAAGAACCCUCUUCUCCCUCUCAGGAACAUCACAACGUAUGAGAACCAUCGUGGACGGAGCGUACCACCUAGUCAACUACAACCUCCAAAUCAGCAAAUAUCGAGCACUACGACGAAUCCCGCCCAUCGCCUUGCUCCUCAUCGGCGCCGAGGCCCGCAACGACGUCGAGCGGACGGCGGUGCUGGAUCUCAUCGCGCAAGCCACUACGGAAGCGGAGAAGUGGCUGCAAGCUGAUGGAAUGACACGUCCGAAACUCGGUUUCAGAUCUACGGCAAUGAACUGCGUUUCAGAGCUUGUGAAGAAGCUGUGGACUAAGCAGGACUUGCAUGAUCCUGAGCAGGGGUAUUGCGACGAUUAUGGGACCAGGCUGUGCGAGGUCUUGUCUAGCUGUUCGGCGUUGCCGUGUUUGCUGUAA
Messenger RNA from Zasmidium cellare ATCC 36951, 1614 nucleotides. RefSeq lists its product as uncharacterized. Lineage: Eukaryota; Fungi; Ascomycota; Dothideomycetes; Mycosphaerellales; Mycosphaerellaceae. The record is from RefSeq and is a predicted model, not a curated record. The coding region runs from base 1 to 1614 and encodes 537 amino acids. The transcript has 5 exons.